This is a messenger RNA of Owenia fusiformis, 2395 nucleotides long. NCBI's taxonomy places the organism in Eukaryota, Metazoa, Annelida, Polychaeta, Sabellida, Oweniidae. The record is from the annotation of a GenBank genome assembly.
UAUAAACAUCAUUGACGUAAAAUAUAAUAAUGAGGAAAAUAAUAUUGGUUUAUUCAAUUGAAUUUAUUAAAUACUGAUUCGAGGUCGAUGGCAUACAUAAUAAUCAUCUAAAUUGACGUUAAUACCACUAGUUCUACCGCUACACCUAAGAACAUAACUAUCAGAGUAAAAUUUCUUUUUGAUAGUAAGUGGCCACAGGACAGUCCCAGGAACACGUGAAUAAUGAGGAUGCGACAUAUCACCUUUGUUGCGCUGUGCAUGCUAGCAGUUCACGUGCGCUCUCAAGAUGGAGACCCGGAUGAACCCGAGGCUACAGUAAUCGAUCCACCUUCACUGCCUACACUGCGCGAUCCUACAUGCGCGGAUAUUAUGCUGAUCAUUGACGUAUCAGCGUCUAUCUCCGAGGACAAUAGGAGGAGAGUUGUGAGAACUGCAAAGAGAGUUUACGAGGAACUUAAUGUACAGAAUAUACGAGGGGGUGGCGCUAGUGUCCGCGUUGGUGCGAUCACGUUCAGAAAGGAAGUGAAACAUAAGUUCUUCCUGUCUGACUUUACAUCAAAAGACGACAUAGCUAAUGCAAUUGGAGGGAUUGAUACUUUUGACGACGGCCCAUACCGAACUCACACCCAUAAAGCGUUCGACUCUGUCAUGCGUGAAUACUUUAUACCAGAACGAGGUGAUCGGUCCGGAAACUUCCCUAAUGUCGUUCUAUUUUUCGGCGAUGCUAAGACGUACACUCCAAUACGGUUCGAGAAAGUUCGUAAGUUUCUCAACGAGCUGCACAACAGAACUGGAGAAGAAGCCAUUCACGUUGACCUAAUUGUACUACCUUCUGAGUUUAACAACAGAGAAGAUUUUGAUGUAAUGAACGAGGAACUGGAACUUAUCCCUAGCAAACCAAUUGGGGAUAACACAUUCUAUCUGAAACAGGGAGAGGAAGAGCCCAUGAUACAAGCACUGGCAAAUCAGUUAUCAAAUAAAUUCUCCUGUUCACCGGGACAAAGCGACGAAAGGGUAUGCGCCGAUGUAGUGGUUGGAAUGGACGUCAGUUGCAGCGUCGCAGAAAAACAUCGCGAAAUGUGCGUUGAGGUUAUCAAAGAAGUGGUCCUUGGUACCAUUGGAGACGUCCGCUAUUCUGCAUUCACAUUUGAUGAAGACGUCUACGAAGAGUUCGAUAGUAAUGGUGAAGAGGAUCCAGAUGUUAUUCGUUCAAAUCUGGAUAAUGUAAAUUUAGAAUCCCGAAGAUGCCGCACGAGAACACAAGCCGCUCUCCGUAAGUUCAGCGAGGUUUAUUUCAACAAUACUAAUCCUCACCCCGAUGACCGUGACGAUGCUGCAUACCCCGAUAUCGCUAUAUUAUGCUAUGACGGUGUGACGUAUCCACAGCGUAUGCAAGAAAAGACAUUGGCAGAAGCCCAAAAAUUGAAGGACUCUGGUACUAAAGUAUUAUUAGUUAAAUUAUGGAAUAACUAUGAAAGAUUUAGCGCAGAUAUCGAGUUUGAGUCGAUCCCAUCUGGUGACGAUGCCUGUAUACCUGGAAAGGGCCAGGGAUACCUCACGGCAGAUAGUAAAGCGGCGGUGGUAGACACAUUGUUAAUGCAGUUACAACAGUUCCAAUGUCCAACAAAAAAAUAAUAGAAUAGAUGUGAUAUAGGAAUAAGACUUAAUCAUAGUAUAAAGGGCCCAUACAACAAAAUAAAUUCUGUGUUUGAUAUAAUAAGACAUGGGUAAUGGCAAGCAGCGAACAAAAUUUAAAAUGGUAUUUUGAUGCACCGUCGCUUGAUUCGAACAUUGACUUUUUAUUAUCUUUUACUUCCGGGUAAUCUUUUACACCCGAGUAUUCUUUAACAUCCGGGUAAUCCAUAAAAUGGCGAUUUCAGCGAUAUUGUCAACUAUAAAAUAUAUGCUUCUCACUUAACGGUUGCACCCAUAACUGUUCACUCAGUAAAUAAUGGUGGAUGCAGUAUUUUAUAAUGAUCAUUUCGCAGAGAAUUCUCUAAUAUUCUAUUACGCCACAACAAACUAAUAUUAAACCCAGAGUAGCCUGUAUCAUGCAUUAUUUAACGAAUGCUAUGAUCUAAAUGUAGUAACUUGAUUUUAAUAUCCUGAAAAUACAUGGCAAAGGAACUCUGAUGAGCAAUAGCAUAUUGCACCCAUGCUGUUGACAUCUGGGUACUAUUUGCACCGGGCGUUCGAAUUAAGCGACUAACAAAGAUAAUUCAUUAUUUAAAAGUAAAAGUAAUUCCUGAAAAUUAUUAUUUAUCAAUAAAAGGGUAUAAAAGUAAUCAAGUUUUUGUUUUAUCAAAAGGAUGUACCAUGUAGGAUAGUAAUUUUGAAAGAUUCAAAUAAAACAAGGCAUUCACAUACAAAUGCCACCACCUGCUAUUUGUUACAG